ACCCUACUGGACUUAGUACUACAAGUACUAAUACUAGCAGUAUUGCCACACCCAAUGUCCAAUCAACAAUGCAUGUGGCUGUCUCGUACCUGCCUUGAUUGGAAUCAAGGACCGCGACCCCUACUUCUUACAGCUGGUGGCCUGUUCAAUUCCUGAAGAGGUUUUUCAUGUCACAAGGGCCAGUCUACUCCAAUCCCUAGGUGGCUAAUACUUGGGACUCUUGACGCAUACCGAGUCUGCUUGUUUCAAUUGACUAUAACAUACUUCAUGAAAAUCAACUCGCCUGAUAUGGCAACAGACAAUCAGGGUUGCGGAGCAAACAGACGCCGCCAGGUAUUCUCAUUUUCAGGCACUCUUCGCCCCUCAAUAGCAAGAAGAGCCAGGAUUGUAAGACCUCCUGCUCCUCCACCAUCGUGCGAGGAAAGUGUCCAUUAUCCGGUCUUCAACCCUCUUGAUCCUCGACAUAACCCCGCCGUUGUUACACCUUCAUGGAAUAGGGGCGGCUAUUAUACCUCUCGAAAUACCAACCUCGAAAGCCCUGUAAGCUGGGUACAGACUUUGUCCAAAAGGUCGCUUCGGAGAGCACGCUCAGGACUUAUAGCUCUGAGAAUGGGAAUGCAGAGGCGGGCUUCUAUCUUCGGUACAAAUCGCACCGCUAAUAUACCUCGGGCUUGGCCUUCAUCUGAUGCCACAGAGGGUUCCUCGGACCAGCAGGAUGACGCCUCCUUCCCAUCAACAAUUUCUGAAGCCAGCACAGAGGAAGACUCUGAUUUUGGAACUCAUCUACAUCGAACAGAGUGCAACGACGCUUCUUCACUGAGUUUUAAUGUGGAUACAUGCUUGGACAACUGGCCAUUCUCUGUCACGAUUACUGAUCUCAACCCCUUCCAGGAACUGACUGAAGGAUAUUGGCCGCCUGGCCUCUUUCUAACCGAGGCGGCACAUAGUAUCUUUCCGAGGGACUCGAAUGAGGGAAAUAAUGGCUUGGGAUUGCAGAUUGCGAGGGAAUUGACUACUGGGGACUAUAUCCAAUUGGACGACUUUUUCAUGAACGAGUCGGAUUCUGAAUCAGGGGACUCACUUCCCAGGCUCAGCAGUUCAACCAAGAGCCUCCCUGAACCUGGCUGUUCUCAAAUAACAGGUGCCGAGGCCGAGCCCUCGCAUUUAACCAUCUUGACACCAUUGUCCAACAACCUACUAGCACCAGUCUCCCUUCGAGGCCCAAGUAUCAAUGGGAACACCUCUCAGACCAUGUCCCCUUUACCUUCCCUCAGCUUGCCUAGAACCCCAUCAUCAGAUGGACAGCCACCUGGCCGAUUCUAUGCAUCCAGGACUCCUCAGGUGUCUAACGCUGCGUUGGUAGUGGAGUCCCGUGGACUGAUCGACCGAGUUAGCGCCUACGGCGAUAGUAGUAUGAGUAGGAUGGAAAGCGAGGUUGAAGAUCAAGUCCUAGGACCAGCCAUUCACCAUGAGUCUUCCCCAGACCUACAAGCAGAGCCUAGCCGGUCAGAUUGUCAAUCGACCAAAGAAGAAGCCCAGACACAAGAUAUCUCCGAAUCCGGGACAAAUGACAACCUAUCAAACGACCCUGUUUGCGCGGCGCCAACUUCAAGCUUGGGUCGAGCAGAUGCGACAUCUGAAAUGCACAACGAUGACGAUCAUCAUUCUCCGUCGCGUCCAUCAGGCGACACAGGUGGGUUGGGGUGUAGCGACUUCACAGGGGAACAAACACCAUGGUCAGCCCGCCCCAGCGAAGAGGUUACGGUAACAGACCUCACGUCUGUGUCGAAUAAUCUAUGGACACCUAUCGAAAAUGGCGAUCUUGCAUCAUUGCUAUCCUUCACAGAUGAAUACUUUUUCGUUGAUGGCAAAACCAGUGGUCACCCGGAUGGGGGAGAUAAUCCUACAAAGGCAGAACUGAGCAUCAUCGGCGACGGAAGCUUGUAUAAUGAACUAGGACACGAUCGUAGCCCGUCAGCGGGAACGCUGGAUGUUCCAGAGAUAAUUGGUCCCGGGAGACCUGUCCAUAUUCAACCCCCUCGGCCAUAUCGAGUAGAGCGAGAUGCCAGUGAGGACUCCGUCGAUGAAUAUCUUCUUACGUAUCCAAUGUAUCAACGACGCUAUUUCCCUUGAUGCUUGACGGCCUCAACCGUUCAUCUACCGUUCUGACUGCGUACAAUCGUUCAGUGGUAAUUUGUGUACGAAAGCAUAUGCUGUACGGCCAUUGGAAUAUGUAUAAACUGCAUUGUUAAGGGGAUUCAUAUACUUAUUUUCCAGCCCAGCGUUUUAUAGUUUGGCUUUGGGGC
Molecule: messenger RNA, 2306 nt
Organism: Aspergillus pseudotamarii
Lineage: Eukaryota; Fungi; Ascomycota; Eurotiomycetes; Eurotiales; Aspergillaceae
Exons: 2
Coding region: 268-2133 (621 amino acids)
Source: RefSeq, a predicted model, not a curated record